AAAUCACGCCCGCUCAGGCUGUUUCCCAAACGGUGCCCGUGACGGCAUGUAUUAGAAAGUGGUCCUUGUAGCCGACAAGCCCUCGUCUCAGGCGCUGCUGCUGCUGCUGCUGCCCCACCAACUAUCUGUCUACUGCUUCUUCACUGCACAUAUAUUGAGAGAGUGAUCAAGUUGGUUCUCCGUCAGCGAAAUAGUGUCCACUCCCUCGGUGUAGCGUCGCAAGCGUUUUUUCCCACUACGAUUUACUUUCCCACGGAGAGAUCGCCUUUUUGAUACAUUCACCUCAUACUGUCCCAAGAACUCUCUCGAAACACCGUAUAGCUCCCCUUCUGUAGCACUCUAAGACCUCUGUCACCGCUCACAGGAUCAGAAGACCUCACUCAUGUCCAGGGAGAGUGCCGCCGCCGGAAUCCUGCUUUAUCGCCUCCGUCCUCACCAAGCAGUGGACUUUUUGCUCGUCAACGACUUUCUAUCGCAUAAACGACACUGGACGCCUCCGAAGGGCAAACUUAUCGGCAAGGAGGAUGAAUUGAAGUGCGCGUUGCGAGUUCUGCCGGACGUCGUAGGCAUCAAUGUGAGGGACAUACACAUCGAGGAAGGCUUUCGAGCGGAAAUCAAGUACCUGUCUGGGACGAACGUUAAGAGAUGUGUCUUCUUCCUGGCGCGUGUUCCGCCCGCCCUUCGUAUUUUGCCCGGCGGGGUCGGGGAAAUGAAUACUGCGUGGUGCAAUCUGAAGCAGGCUUCAGACCGAAUGCAAUACAAAAACAUGCAAGAUGUUCUUUCGCAAGCGGUAGCUUUCGUUGAGCAAUUGCAAGCACGACAAACAGUCGCAACAGGUGCAUCGUCCGUAGGAGGAGGUGGAGCAGCGAAUGAAGACGAUGGAUCUGCUUCCGCGCAGAGACAAAACAGGCGGCGGCUGGGAGGGCCAGGGCGAGAUGGGGAGAAGAAUGGGAGGAACAGCUCGGACGAUGAACAGCGUCGAGGCGGUCCGAACAGACGAGGAGGUCAUGAGAAGGCCGGUGGCAUGGUAUUUGGACCGAAUACCAACAGAUCGUGGCGUGAACCACAGCCGAAAGAGGGAAUCAGGAUCCUGCAACACGACCCAGCCGAGCUUCACAACGGUCAGCCGCCUCGGGAUCGCGAGUGGAAUGACGAUUUCAGGCCUCGCCCGAACAACCGUAAUGGACACGAUCAGAAUCACACUUCGGCAUCGCAAAACCCCCUUUUCAAGACUCGAUUGUGCGAAAGGUUCGAGGUAGAAGGGACCUGCCCGUACGGAAGCCGGUGCACCUUCGCUCAUGGCCAAGCGGAUUUGCGAGAGAGGCCUACAGGCGCGGGCGAAGUCAACGAUAAGCCUGAGGGUCUUACGCUCUUCAAAACGAGGAUGUGCGAAAGAUUAUUGAAGGAAGGCUUCUGUCAGUAUGGACCGCGGUGCAAUUUCGCCCACUCUGAAAGUGAACUCCGGCAGAGGCCGAAUCCCCACAGCCGUGACCAUGAUCAUGAAGAUCGUCCUGCUCAACAGCAGGAGCAGCGGCAACAGCCGCCGCCGCAGCGUCAUAUUCCCCGAAGCGCGCCUAUGCCACCACUUAUACCACAGCCUCCUCCACCAUCGAUAAAGAUUCUGGCGAGGCCAAAGCUAGACGCGGACUGGCGGUCAGGAACUCCGCCACAGAGGAAGGACACCCCUGUCAUCGCUGGAGAGACCACGUCAGGACCGCAAGCAGCUAUUCGGAACCACGAAGCGUUGCCUAUCACCGCUCCAGCAACACCACCACCUCCUGCUGCACCCGUCGCAGCAGGUCCAGCCGCGAUCACCACCAACAAGACGCGCAGCAAGCCAGAUUCAGGCGCCGCGAUAAGGGACCUGUUGAAGGGAGGAGACAACGACAAGGAGAAACCGUGGAUGCGCGUGCUCGACCUCUCCGAGCUGGAACGGGAGAACCUCCAAAACAGCCGGCACCCCACCCCUCCACCGCACCCCGCCAACCCCGGGGGCUCCAGCACACCCACCCCCACCACAACCCACAUCGAACAACAACGCGCCCAUCUCGAAAAAUCCCUCACCGCCUCCCUCUCCACCCUCCUCCUCGGCAACAACCUCACCCAGCAGGAAGAGAUCAAGGAACUCACGCGGAUAGAGUUUAAGCACGACCUGCGCAAGAAACAGGUGUUUGCGAUCCUGAUUGGCGCGCUGAUGGCGGAUGGCGCGUAUGAGAGUGCGAGGGUGAAGAGGCGCACGGAGCUGUUUAGGAAGUUUAUGACGCAUAGGGAUGAUCAGAAGGAUUUGAUGAGGGCGGUUGAGAGAAUUGCGUUGAGGAGCUCCGUGGGUGCUACUGGAACUACGGGUGCGGGUACGAGCGUCAAUGGACAUGGGAAGGCUGUAAUGAGCAAGAUUCUGGUGCUUUUGAAGGAUCUUUAUGAUGCCGACCUCGUAGAAGAAGACAUCAUCCUCGCCUGGCAUAGCUCCCUGUCUCCUGAAGCCGCGGACCUCAAACGACGCGUAGAACCAUUCGUGUCCUGGCUGCAGACAGCUGAGGAGGAGGAUGAAGAGUGAACGGCGAGCCUAGGAGGAAAUUCCGAACCCUUUGGGGCGUGGAAAGCUUGCUUGCAUCGCUAGAUGUAGGCGUGAUGUUUGAAUCUCAUUUUGUGAAGGUGAAGGGUUCAACGUGUCCUUCUUUGCCACGCACAACAUGUACAUAUAAACUGGAACAAUUUGCAAAUAUGUGCGCUCUGUGGAAGU
Messenger RNA from Fimicolochytrium jonesii, 2740 nucleotides. RefSeq names its product eIF4-gamma/eIF5/eIF2-epsilon-domain-containing protein. The transcript has 5 exons. NCBI's taxonomy places the organism in Eukaryota, Fungi, Chytridiomycota, Chytridiomycetes, Spizellomycetales, Powellomycetaceae. The coding region runs from base 383 to 2554 and encodes 723 amino acids. The record is from RefSeq and is a predicted model, not a curated record. Gene Ontology annotation, molecular function: mRNA binding; metal ion binding; protein binding.